GCGCCACCGUCCGGCUCGCCCGCCACCGGCACAGACACGCCGCGGCCGAGCGUUCCGUGCGCCGCGCUCCGCGGAGCCAGAAUGGGGCUUCGGGCGCUGGGCGCGCUCCGGUCGCGGCGCACGUAAGAACCGAAGAGCGCCAGGAGCCGUCCCGCUGCCCGGAGCCCCAUCGCCUGGAACCGGGAGGAGAUGCGGGGAAUGUCGCCGCCUGUUCCCCAAGGAACCGCCGCCCCCGGGAUCCCCGGGUGCGGUGCGCGCCCCGGCCAGCAGCGCCCGGAGAAGACGGCGCUCCCUACGCCCGACCCGCGCGACCUGGGCAGCGCCGCGCGAGCCCUCUAGGCGACCGCAGGGCCACAGCAGCUCCGCCGCAGGUGUCCCUCGGAAGCCAUGACCCCCGGCGCGGGCCCAUGGAGCCAUGGCCUAUAGGGUCCUGGGCCGCGCGGGGCCACCUCAGCCGCGGAGGGCGCGCAGGCUGCUCUUCGCCUUCACGCUGUCGCUGUCCUGCACUUACCUGUGCUACAGCUUCCUCUGCUGUUGUGACGUCCUGGGCCGGAGCCGCCUUCUCGGCGCGCCCCGCUGCCUCCACGGGCCCGGCGCGGGCGGCCAGAAACUUCUCCCGAAGUCCCGCCCUUGCGAUCCCCCUGGGCCGACGCCCAGUGAGCCCAGCGCUCCCAGCGCGCCCUCCGCCGCCGCCGCGGUGCCCGCCCCUCGCCUCUCGGGUUCCAACCACUCGGGCUCUCCGAAGCUGGGAACCAAGCGGCUGCCCCAAGCCCUCAUUGUGGGUGUGAAAAAGGGGGGCACCCGGGCCGUGCUGGAGUUUAUCCGUGUGCACCCGGACGUGCGGGCCUUGGGCACGGAGCCCCACUUCUUCGACAGAAACUACGGCCGCGGACUAGACUGGUACAGGAGCCUCAUGCCCAGGACCCUGGAUACACAAAUCACCCUGGAAAAGACCCCCAGCUACUUCGUCACUCAAGAGGCCCCUCGCCGCAUCUUCAACAUGUCGCGACACACCAAGUUGAUCGUGGUGGUGCGGAACCCCGUGACCCGCGCCAUCUCAGACUACACCCAGACGCUGUCCAAGAAGCCGGACAUCCCCACCUUCGAGGGCCUCUCCUUCCGCAACCGCACGCUGGGGCUGGUGGACGUGUCGUGGAACGCCAUCCGCAUCGGCAUGUACGCGCUGCACCUGCAGAGCUGGCUGCAGUACUUCCCGCUGGCACAGAUCCACUUCGUCAGCGGCGAGCGGCUCAUCACCGACCCAGCCGGCGAGAUGGGGCGCGUCCAGGACUUCCUGGGCAUUAAAAGAUUCAUCACGGACAAACACUUCUACUUCAAUAAGACCAAAGGAUUCCCUUGCCUGAAAAAAACAGAAUCCAGCCUGCUGCCUCGUUGCCUGGGCAAAUCCAAGGGAAGAACUCAUGUACAGAUUGACCCUGAGGUUAUAGACCAGCUCCGGGAAUUUUAUAGACCUUAUAAUAUCAAAUUUUAUGAAACAGUCGGUCAGGACUUCAGGUGGGAGUGAGUUACCAACAUACGAAGCCUCCUUUGCGGGCUUCGCUCUCAGUUUCCUCUCCUUGUUCCCACCACGCCCAGGCUCCAUCUCCCUUUCCCAAUUCGAAUUCCAUCAUCCUGGAAUUCAGAUGCCCGGCGAAGGCCAAGAGACCACGGGGUCCCCACCACGAGCUCCCAGCAGUCUCUCUGGGCAAAGCUGACAUGCUUCCAGCCUGACCUGGAAGUUCCAGAAUCUUCUUCCCGUCUGGGCCCUCCGAGGCCUUGGCAGGGGGAAUUGCUUUAAGAGUGGGUCUCCCACAGUGACAGGAAUUCUCCAUGGUGACCGUGCUGUGGCUAUGAACAGAGCGGUCUGUCCCUGUCCCUGUCCACCCAGUAGGCGGAUUGCCGAUUCCAAGCAGCACAUCCCUUCCCUUGAGCUUAAUCCUCCUUCCCCCACCUCCAAGGGUCACCCUGGGUGGUGGGCUGGGAGACCAUCUUCAUCCUCCCCAGAUCCUGGCAGCUCUCUGAGAGCUUGCAGAGCUGGAAGUAGACACCACCCCAUGCCCACCCCCACCCCCAGCUGCUCCCAGGGCACAGAGCCUUGGCAGAGAAAGCAAAGCAGUGAUUUCCAAGCCUGUGGUCUCCACAGUGCUUGAAGGAGUGUCUUUGAGCAAAACUUCGUGACUUCUCCCCACCCCCACCCAGUCCCUGUGGACAAAAGCACAUACUUCUGCUGUUACGGGUACUUUCCUCACGCGAGCUUUCACGUUCAGCAUGCAACCGAACCAUGCUUGUCCAUGUGAAAUAAAUAC
Ochotona princeps (American pika) is the source of this 2306-nucleotide messenger RNA. It is a transcript of the gene HS3ST2, whose product is annotated as heparan sulfate-glucosamine 3-sulfotransferase 2. Gene Ontology annotation, molecular function: [heparan sulfate]-glucosamine 3-sulfotransferase activity. The record is from RefSeq and is a predicted model, not a curated record. The transcript has 2 exons. Lineage: Eukaryota; Metazoa; Chordata; Mammalia; Lagomorpha; Ochotonidae. The coding region runs from base 416 to 1525 and encodes 369 amino acids.